AGAACCUCCCAGUUUGCAGAGUGCAGAGUCUGAGAGUGGGAGAAAGAGAUUGAUACAGAGUAGCGGAGAGAGGAGGAUCCAGCAGCAGCAGCAUCCAGCCACUGCCACCAUCACCCAGGCCAGGCGGGCACCAGCAUCAUCCAGCUGCUGCCACCAUCACCCAGGCCAGGAGGGCACCAGCAUCGUCAUCAUCCAGCUGCUGCCACCAUCACCCAGAGCAGGAGAGCACCAGCAGCACCACCCAGAGCAGGAGGGCACCAGCAGCACCACCCAGAGCAGGAGGGUACCAGCAGCACCAUCCAGGGCAGAAGCAUCAUCAUCAUCCAGCCACCAUCACCCAGAGCACCUCCACCGCCCAGACACAGUCACCCAAGAUGGUGAUCAAAGUUUAUAUUGCAACUUCCUCUGGCUCCACAUCGAUAAAGAAGCAGCAGCAGAUGGUUCUGGGGCUCCUGGAAGCCAUGAAGAUCGAAUUUGAGGAGAAGGAUAUCGCUGCCAACGAGGAGAACCGAAAAUGGAUGAGGGAGAACGUCCCAGAAGAGUGUCGGCCGGCAACCGGCAAUCCCCUCCCCCCGCUGAUCUUCAAUGACCACCGAUACAUUGGGAAUUAUGAGGAUUUCUUUGAAGCCAGAGAGAAUAACAGAGUCUUUACCUUCCUGGGCCUCACACCUCCUCCCGGCUCAAAGGAGGCGGAGUCACUGGCGAGGCAGGAGGCAUAAACCACCUCACAUUUCUCCAGCACCGGAUCCUAUUCUGCAGAGCUUUCCUGGGUGUCUCAGAUGCUUUCAAAUAAAACCUGAUCAGCUUUGCGCCUAAACUCUUAACUCUGUCCGUGUAGUGAGGGCCGGGGGCCGGUGUGGGCUCACUAUGGGCGAUGGAGCCACUGUCUGUGUCGUAAUAAGUGUAAAUGCUGUGGAAACGGACGCCAGCUGGGAAGAGCGGUCUCCGUGUGAGAGGCACGAGGUGCCGGCCUUCAUAGCCCGUGUGGAGAACUGUCCGAUAAUAUUCUGCUCACCUUCCGCUUUCUCAGUAAUCCAGUCUGCAAACGCCAAUCAUUUCCCUGUCACCGCCCCCGCGGACGGCGCUACUCUCCCAGUGUCCAAUAUUAAGUCCUGUUCUUUGUGUAAGGGGCGAGCGCUUGAGCGCUCCUCGUAGCUGCCCCAAACCACACUCCACCAAUCGGCGUCAGGUGUGUCCGGUAAAUAGAUCUGACCGUCCCUCGUUAUUGGUCACAAUGGCGGACAGUGCGUAGGAGGAGAUGGGAGAGAGAGGGGGGGGAUGGGGUGUGUCUCCCAGUUCCCGGAACCGGUCCCACAGAAGUACCUCUUGCUCAUUUUGCGUCUCUCAAACACUCAGGCUGCAUCUUGUAUACACUGCGCAGAGAUCCGCGCUGCAAUCCGGUGCUUUCCGCUAGUCGCUUACAGUAAUGUACGGAUCCGCUUCUCUGACAAUAUGGCGUCUGCUGUCAUUAGAAACGUGUGCGGUGUUUUGUUGUUACAAUAAGGAAUUGUCAGUAGUUGUAUAGGAGUAAACGCACAUUCCUGAGCUUCACCAAUGGCGUCCGCUACCAGCGAUCGCUUUAUAUAGAGACUGCGAGUGCUCGCGUCAGAUGAGAACCUCUCGCUCCACCUGCUGCGAUAGUCUGCCUUAUAACCGCGGGGUGCGAUGGCUGCCGGUCCCCCCCCCGCCAGGGAACCUCUGUGAGUGGUCGCGUGACAUCUGGGAUGGCCAAGCACAACACAUACCUCUUACUCUUACCACAACACGCCCAACAUACAUAGAGCUAGGAACACGUAUGGGGAACAUUUACAGCCUGGCUCUGGGGAGAUAUAUACAGUAUCUAUAUCUGAUGGGAGAAAUCCCAUUAUAACGACCGCGUCCUGACGCAAGAUUCGCAUCUACGUCUGUGAUUUCCGACUGCAGGUGGCUUAUGAAAUGUUAACUUUGACAUUCCAGGUGUCCCUAUCCCGUACACAGUCUGGCCGCCAUUAUGUUCCCCUUACCCGCGACCGUGCAGCCUAGCGAUGUCCUGGUAUUAUACUCUGAUUAUUGCAUAGGGCCAGCGGAUCGUCCCCCUAUAACGUGCCAAUUAUUGGGACCCUGUAGCAGAAUAUAUAUCGCCUUACUGUAUACUAUAACAUGUCCUAUUAUCAGUGGUCAUCAGCUUACCUGUGCCUCGGUGUGACCCUGACACCCGAGCGGCUGCGUUCUCCUGAACAAUGAUACAACGUGACCGGCCGCACUGACCAAGGCUAUUCGCCGUAGACCUGGAUAGUCACAUGAACGUCGCACAAAUCCCCAGUCAUAAUGUUUCACAAUAGACCUCGUUCUGCAAUGUCUGCUGGGACCCCCGGCUUUGUAUGACGGACGCAGAAUUACCGUUCCUACUUCUAUCACAUGAUUCUACUCUUAGGCCCAUUUAUCAAUGAGUGAUAGAACUCGCUGUGAGCGAUAAAUGGCGCCCCGGCCAAUCAUCUUCCAACUGUCAGUUUUCAAACGAGUUCUGUCACUCUCUGCGCGUUCUGUCACUCUCUGCGCGUUCUGUCACUCUCUGCGCGUUCUGUCACUCUCUGCGCGUUCUGCCACUCUCUGCGCAUUCUGCCACUCUCUGCGCGUUCUGUCACUCUCUGCGCUUGCGCUUUCUGUCACUUCUAUUCACCAACAGUUCUGCUCGUUGUAUUCCCGCUUGGCUUAGUAACCUGUAUCGUGUAAUUCACGGCGCUCUCUUCAGCUUGUCUGAUUACAUGGGCCUAGGUCAUUAUCGCCAUGUGAGGCGAGAGUGCCACCUACAGGUGGUAGGAGGUACUGACCCACACUCUUUAAGAGACAGAAAAUAAUGAUUUGUUUUUAUACUAAUGGAAAACGUCGCCAAGUUCAAUGACCUUUAUUUAGCAUAACACACUUAUGAUAUUUCCUUUCUAAUAUCCAUGUCUAAUGCUGGGCCGACACCGUCGGCUAAGACCGACAGCCCUUUUAUCUGACACCCUGCAGUGAUCCUGGGCGUAAGCUGUCAUAUAUGUCCCAGCGUACAGCCACACGGUAUCGGGGUUCCUCCCCCGGGCAGCAGACGUUUCCCCGCUGUGCAGGGACGGGGGAAAUGUCCGUCAGUCGGCCGCAGCAGCACAUUCACUGCCCGAUGUGGGCGACUUGCAACUUCUAAUAUAUUGCAUCUGAUACACGUGCCGAACAAUUCAUCAUGUCCGACCGAGCGCUAUUUUCAGGUGCACAGCGCAAUGAUCGCCCAGAUAAUCGUGUAAUGUACGCCCACAGCGCAGUGAUAUCCGUGAUCGCCCAGAUAAUCGUGUAAUGUACACCCCAAGAGCAGUGAUGUCAGCGAUCGCCCAGAUAAUCGUAUAAUGUACGCCCACAGCGCAGUGAUAUCCGUGAUCGCCCAGAUAAUUGUGUAAUGUACGCCCACAGCGCAGUGAUCGCCCAGAUAAUCGUAUAAUGUACGCCCACAGCGCAGUGAUGUCGGUGAUCGCCCAGAUAAUCGUGUAAUGUACGCCCACAGCGCAGUGAUAUCAGUGAUCGCCCAGAUAAUCGUAUAAUAUACGCCCACAGGGCAGUGAUAUCCGUGAUCUUCCAGAUAAUCGUGUAAUGUACGCCCACAGCGCAGUGAUAUCCGUGAUCGCCCAGAUAAUCGUGUAAUGUACGCCCACAGCGCAGUGAUAUCAGUGAUCGCCCAGAUAAUCGUAUAAUGUGCGCCCAGCGUCAGUGAUGUCAGUGAUCGCCCAGAUAAUCGUAUAAUAUACGCCCACAGCGCAGUGAUGUCAGUGAUCGCCCAGAUAAUCGUGUAAUGUACGCCCACAGCGCAGUGAUAUCAGUGAUCGCCCAGAUAAUCGUAUAAUGUACGCCUACCAUUAGUGGUGUCAGUGAUCGCCCAGAUAAUUGUGUAAUGUACACCCCAAGAGCAGUGAUGUCAGCGAUCGCCCAGAUAAUCGUAUAAUGUACGCCCACAGCGCAGUGAUAUCCGUGAUCGCCCAGAUAAUCGUGUAAUGUACGCCCACAGCGCAGUGAUAUCAGUGAUCGCCCAGAUAAUCGUAUAAUGUGCGCCCAGCGUCAGUGAUGUCAGUGAUCGCCCAGAUAAUCGUAUAAUAUACGCCCACAGCGCAGUGAUGUCAGUGAUCGCCCAGAUAAUCGUGUAAUGUACGCCCACAGCGCAGUGAUAUCAGUGAUCGCCCAGAUAAUCGUAUAAUGUACGCCUACCAUUAGUGGUGUCAGUGAUCGCCCAGAUAAUUGUGUAAUGUACACCCCAAGAGCAGUGAUGUCAGCGAUCGCCCAGAUAAUCGUGUAAUGUACGCCCACAGCGCAGUGAUCGCCCAGAUAAUCGUAUAAUGUACGCCCACAGCGCAGUGAUGUCGGUGAUCGCCCAGAUAAUCGUGUAAUGUACGCCCACAGCGCAGUGAUAUCAGUGAUCGCCCAGAUAAUCGUAUAAUAUACGCCCACAGGGCAGUGAUAUCCGUGAUCUUCCAGAUAAUCGUGUAAUGUACGCCCACAGCGCAGUGAUAUCCGUGAUCGCCCAGAUAAUCGUGUAAUGUACGCCCACAGCGCAGUGAUAUCAGUGAUCGCCCAGAUAAUCGUAUAAUGUGCGCCCAGCGUCAGUGAUGUCGGUGAUCGCCCAGAUAAUCGUAUAAUAUACGCCCACAGCGCAGUGAUGUCAGUGAUCGCCCAGAUAAUCGUGUAAUGUACGCCCACAGCGCAGUGAUAUCAGUGAUCGCCCAGAUAAUCGUAUAAUGUACGCCUACCAUUAGUGGUGUCAGUGAUCGCCCAGAUAAUUGUGUAAUGUGCGCCCAGCGUCAGUGAUGUCAGUGAUCGCCCAGAUAAUCGUAUAAUGUACGCCCACAGCGCAGUGAUGUCAGUGAUCGCCCAGAUAAUCGUAUAAUGUACGCCCACAGCGUCAGUGAUAGCCGUUUACUGUAGAAUAAUGCUCCCCUGUCGGAUAGUAAUGAUUGGGGGAUCUCUCUGUAUGCGCAAUGUCCGUGCAGCGCGGCCUCAGAGGAUUCCGGACACCUUCCCAUUAACGUCACUUUAUUUUACCACUGAUGUUAGAUUGUAAGCUCUAGUGGACCAGAAAACUGUGUGUACAAAAGAAGUUAUUAUCCUAUUAGAUGAUAACGUGUGUAGUCAGCCUGAACUGCUGCAGAAGCUCUUGGGAAAGCGAACUGCGCGGCUCUAUAGAACAGUCUCUCCGGUCAGCAUUGAACACAAGCAGAUUACAUGCAGCAGACGCCCUGUCCUGCACUACAAGCACAGACCUAUCAGUGGUGUCUUACAGAGUGGCGGAAUGACUGGCAGUUCCCCUCCUAAGACGUUCCGCAGCAGCCUUUGUAUUGCUUUCCAUGGACAAAUGACCCCUCAUCCUUAUGUUUGCUCUCCGGCCGUCACCACGUACAGCCUGUACCAGACAAUCACCCCCACGCACAGCUGGAGUAUAUAUAUAUAUAUAUAUAUAUAUAUAUAUAUAUAUAUAUAUCCCUGUAUAUGGUCUUAUAUCAUGUGCCACAUUCCUGUCCCAAGCUCUUACACUUAUUUGUUUUUUAACGUUUUUGCUCAUUUUGAUUCACUAACACAAUAAAGACGUUUACUUUACAAUGA
Molecule: messenger RNA, 5595 nt
Organism: Pseudophryne corroboree (corroboree frog)
Lineage: Eukaryota; Metazoa; Chordata; Amphibia; Anura; Myobatrachidae
Gene: SH3BGRL
Product: SH3 domain binding glutamate rich protein like
Exons: 4
Coding region: 375-719 (114 amino acids)
Cellular component (GO): cytoplasm
Source: RefSeq, a predicted model, not a curated record